ACAGCAAACACCCCUGCCACCAUCCCGCCACUACGUCAUCCUCCGUCUCCACGAGCUGGGUCACACUCGGCAAGUCAAAAUCACACCAUUCGAAUGCCGUUGCACAGUGUCCAAGUUGAUGGACCAGCUACCUUGGCCAGUUCGCCACUGGAAGCGGCGACUCCACGAGGGCGACGUCCGCUGUCAAGCUCACCGAUUCAGUCGACACGACCAAUGGCGUCAUCGAAUCAUGCGGACAUGUUGGACGUUGGCUCGACCCGAUGGCUUGGAUCCGCUUUAUCGUCCUGGAAAGGACGUGAUCUAGCGGCAAGACCCACUCCGCCAGCCCCAACGACGGCAGAACCACGCUCCAGUGCUUCGAAGAAUUCCCCACCUCCUGUUCACGUCAACGCGUCAACGAUAGGAGUGGCAGCAACAGCAACAAGUCCAUUAGGGACUGUCUCAAGAGCUGUGCAAACCACAAAACAUUCCGCAAUUAUUCCGUCAAAAUCACGGACAAAUCCACCACGACAAGCCCAGGUUGCUCAGACAUUCACACCGCCACUGGAGCAGGCGUUGAAAAUGGCCCCCGUGCCUCAGCAACUUGUUCAAGUGGCACCAACGGCGACCUGGCAUGUUGCACGUGACUCGACUUCAGCAUCGGCAACCGUCCAACCUGCAACGCAUGCAAAUCUCGUGCGCGAGAAUUCGCCGUCGGUACGCAUUGUGGGCGAGCACAGCGACGACUCGUCGUCCGAUGGACUGCGUGAGCUGGAAAAGGAACUGAGGGUGGUGUCUACGAUGAAGCGAGUGAGCUCUGUCGAGACGAAACAAUCCAAACCGCGAUUCAAACCAACGAAACCCCAACGGCCCAUCAAACCCACGAUCUCGCAAGACGGUGUUACUGUGACCACGGACGACGAAUUGGCCGAGCUGGAAAUGGAACUGGGGAUACUCCCACAAACCCGUGCUAUGUCCUCUUCCAAGUCGUCGAAUCCAACGGAAACAAGACCAAACAAGCGACCUGCAGCGACGUCCCCUGCUGCUCACCCACGGAAGAGGAAGGCGGCGCAACCAAAGCUCGUCCACCCACUAUCGUCAUCUGACGAUAGCGGUUUGGAAGCGUUGAAUCAGCAACUGGGCAUCGUCACAUCAAAGAGCAGCAGGAAGUCUCCAUUGGCAACGCCACGGGGGACGGACCCACCGCGAAAGAAAAAAGCUCGCGUAACGAAGGCACCACCAAAAGAGCGAACUCUUUCAACCAAAGCAAGCAAGGCAGUGGAUCGCGUGCCUGUCCAACGGAAUGCCGCUCCUGGUGACGACACAUCCAAUGACGAAGCCCUUGCCGAGCUGGAGCGGGAGCUCAGCAUCAUCACCACCCAUUCCACGAACCUGAUGAAUCAAAAGCCGAGUCGACCGGACCAAGUUGAACCAGACACAAUCGACUCGGACGAUAGCGGCCUCGCUGCCUUAGACGAAGAACUUGUCAAAUAAUUUAUUGCGUGUCGCGGUUUCUCGUGUAGUGUUCACGAC
This is a messenger RNA of Aphanomyces invadans, 1512 nucleotides long. RefSeq lists its product as hypothetical. The record is from RefSeq and is a predicted model, not a curated record. Lineage: Eukaryota; Oomycota; Saprolegniomycetes; Saprolegniales; Verrucalvaceae. The coding region runs from base 94 to 1473 and encodes 459 amino acids. The transcript has a single exon.